Phymastichus coffea is the source of this 741-nucleotide messenger RNA. RefSeq lists its product as uncharacterized. The transcript is spliced from 3 exons. Bases 248 to 619 code for a protein of 123 amino acids. NCBI's taxonomy places the organism in Eukaryota, Metazoa, Arthropoda, Insecta, Hymenoptera, Eulophidae. The record is from RefSeq and is a predicted model, not a curated record.
GUGCCAUCGACUGCUCUCGCUCGAUACUGAUCGCAGUGCUUUUUUGCUUUUGCAGAAAUUAUCGUUUGGUUUAGGAACAAGAAACUCAAGAAAUUCCCGUUUGGCUCGUCAAAAAAAAAAGAAAAAAAAAGCAAAAAAAAAAACAAAAAAAAAGACAAAAAAAAACACGCAAGCAAAAAAAAAGCAAAAAAGAGAAAAAAAAGCAAGCAAGAUAACAAGAAAACAAAAGAAAAGACAAAAAAGAAACAUGACGAAAGCUCUGGUAUUCUUCGUUCUUCUUUCGGCCUGCGUAACCGUCAAUGCCCAAAGUCAAGCCAUAAACAAAACUGAAAAACCGAUCAGUCUGCCUUUCCAAGAAAUCAUAGUGUCAUCGGACUUCAAGGUCCGGCGCAAAUCGAAAGAGAAUCGGCAGGGUAAGGAAUUAUUCUUGGCGAACGUGCCGUCAGCUACAGCGACCAGUCCGCCCGGAAAGUCAACGGCUCUCGCGUCGAGGCUAGUAUUGAGCGGCGGGAGUAGCGUCACACCGGACAGGAGGAGGAAGCGCCACACCAGCACGGCUCACCGAAGACUCCCGAAGGAAGGAAUAGCGAAAUACUCGCUGCGAUCACGACAGCGUUGAUUGCCAAAAAAAUUAGCACGUGAAAAACGAGGACAACCGCACGACUCCUCAUCCUCAUCUGUGAUCACACGUUUCGGACUGACCUUUGGACUUCGGCUGGUAACAAAAAGUGGAUUAAAAUU